AUGGCAAAGCAGUUAGAGCCAACUAAUCAACUUGUGCAGUCUCAUUCUCAAUCCCUUGCCAAGUUAGAGACUCAAGUUGGCCAACUAGCUCAAGCCUUGAACAGAAGAGAGGAUGGCAAGCUUCCUAGUCAACCAGUUGCUAAUCCAAGAGUGCAAUCAAUUACUACUCUGAGAAGUGGUAAGAGAGUUGAAAAUAAGGUAGAAGAAGAGGAAGCAAAGAAGGAUGAAAAUUGGAAGAAUAGACUUGAAGAGAAAAAUGAGCGGAAUGAAAAAGCACAAGAAAUACCUCCAACUACUGAGCCAUCUCCAGAACAAAGGCAUGUUGUUGUGCCAUUCCCUCAGAGACUACAAGAAACAUCAAAGGCAGCAAAGCAAGCAAGUGAACUUCAGGACAUAAUGGAGAUGUUCAAACAGGUGAAGAUUAAUCUCCCAUUGCUUGAUGCAAUUCAGCAAAUUCCAACUUACGCCAAAUUUUUGAAAGAUAUGUGUACUCAGAAGAGGCAUUCAAGUAGCCAUAUUCCUAAGAAGGUGUUAUUAAUUGAGCAAGUCGGUUCCAUAAUCCAGCAUUGCACUGCUACAAAAUUCAAAGAUCCAAGCGCUCCAACAAUUUCAUGCACAAUAGGGAAUCAUCAAAUAGAGCGAGCUCUCUUAGAUUUGGGUGCCAGUGUAAACCUUCUUCCUUAUUCGAUUUAUUUGCAACUCGGAUUAGGAGAAUUAAAGUCUACCUCCAUUAUUCUCCAAUUGGCAGAUAGGUCAACUAAACAGCCUCGUGGUGUUAUCGAAGAUGUAAUCAUCAAAGUAGAUAAAUUCUACUUCCCAGUUGACUUUAUUGUGCUAGAUACCGAGCCCGUUCUGGAACCAAGGAGGCACAUUUCUGUGAUCCUUGGUCGUCCUUUCCUUGCAACAGCAAAUGCGAGCAUAAAUUGUAGGACAGGCAUCAUGGGCGUAUCUUUUGGUAAUAUGAAGGUGCGCUUAAAUAUUUUCAAUGCCAGUCAAUGCCCUUCAGAUAAUAAUGAUUUUUUUCUAGUCGAUGCCAUCGAUGAAUGUGUUGAAAAGAUGACCCCAUUUGUAUUGACAAAAGAUCCACUGGAAGCAUGUCUAUCUUACUUUGAUGCCGAGUCAUUUGAUGUUGAGAAAAGUAUUGAAGAGGUGAAUGCCCUGCUUGAUGUAGCGAGUAUACAUAACACUCCACCAUGGAAGAUUCCUAUUGAGCCACUUCCACAAUUGUCAAGUAAACCACCUAUACCAUCUUUGGAGUGUCCGCCAGAGCUAGAACUGAAGCAGUUACCCUCUCAUAUGAAAUAUGCAUUUCUUGGGCCAGAAAGUACUCUUCUAGUAAUUAUUUCAGCAAAGCUAUCAGACGUACAAGAAGAGAAAUUAUUAGAAGUACUAGCCAACCAUCAAGAAGCUAUUGGCUGGAGUGUGGCUGAUCUCAAAGGGAUUGAUCCCUUAGUAUACAGUCAAUGGGUGAGCCCGAUUCAAGUGGUUCCAAAGAAAUCUGGGAUCACUAUGGUGAAAAAUUCUGGAGUUGCCAUUCAUCCUGACGAUCAGGAGAAGACAACUUUCACCUGUCCAUAUGGUACUUUUGCUUAUCGCCGUAUGCCUUUCGGACUCUGUAAUGCACCAGCCACUUUUCAGAGAUGCAUGAUGGCUAUUUUCUCUGAUAUGAUUGAAAAUUUUCUAAAAGUCUUCAUGGAUAACUUCUCGAUGUUUGGGUCUUCAUUCGAUAAUUGCCUGGAGAAUUUAGUGCUUGUUCUUCAACGAUGUAAAGAGAAGAAUCUAAUCUUAAGUUGGGAGAAAAGUCACUUUAUGGUGCAAGAAGGAAUUGUCCUUGGCCAUAUAAUAUCCAAGAGAGGAAUUGAAGUAGAUAAAGCUAAGGUCGAUCUUAUCUCUAAUAUUCCUCCCCUAUCAUCGAUGAGACAAGCUCCAGAUUGGUCUCUUCCUUUUGAGAUUAUAUGUGAUGCAUCAGACUAUGCAGUUGGCGCCAUCUUGGGUCAGAGAAUGGAGAAAUUGCCAAAAGUAAUUUAUUAUGCAAGCAAGAUCUUAAUAGAGGCACAAUUGAACUAUACCACUACUGAAAAGGAAUUAUUGGCAGUGGUCUUUGCUUUUGACAAGUUUCGCUCUUAUUUGUUGGGUUCCAAAGUUAUUGUGUUUUCUGAUCAUGCAGCUCUUCGACAUUUACUCAACAAAAAGGACACCAAGCCAAGUGGGAAGAAGACAGCAGCAAAGAUUCUUCAUAGUGGUCUAACUUGGCCUUCCUUGUUCAAAGAUGCUCAUAAAUUUGCCAAGGCCUGUGAUCGAUGUCAACAGUUGGCAUUCAAGACACCAAUUGGGAUGUUGCCAUAUCGCUUGGUAUUCGGGAAAGCAUGUCAUUUACCUGUGGAAUUGGAACAUAAAGCUUUUUGGGCCGUGAAAAAAUUGAACUUUGACAUGAGUCAAGCUGGGGCCAAGAGGAGGUUGCAGUUAAGUGAGUUAGAAGAACUUCGCAAUGAUGCUUACGAAAGUGCAAGAAUUUACAAAGCUAGAACCAAGGCGUGUCAUGAUAAGCACAUUGUGAGAAAAUCUUUCAAGCCAGGUAACAAAGUCUGGUUGUUCAACUCCAAGCUGAAGCUAUUUCCAGGGAAAUUGCGCUCAAGAUGGGAUGGUCCAUACCAAGUUCAGGGCUAUCACUAUUUUUGA
Molecule: messenger RNA, 2679 nt
Organism: Cornus florida
Lineage: Eukaryota; Viridiplantae; Streptophyta; Magnoliopsida; Cornales; Cornaceae
Exons: 7
Coding region: 1-2679 (892 amino acids)
Source: RefSeq, a predicted model, not a curated record